AUGACUCUGCAUUUACCAGACACUGGAUUGGAAAACUUGGUGAAAGUUGGACUUGGCGCGAGAGAUCCGAUAACCGGGAAUCCUUACGGGGCUACUGGAUCAUCUUCACGGACCCCAUCCCCCGCUUCGUCGAUUGCAUUGACACGGUCGAACAGCUCUCGGAAUUCCCAGGUACCGGGGUUCCCUACGAGCAGUGUACGGCAACCUCGCUCCUCCAGGGACGAGCGCCAACAGAAUAGGGGACGUUCAAAGAAAAUUGUACCGCCCGAGGAGAUCACGAACACAGACCCAACUUCCAGUGGGCCUGUCGCUUAUUCUGACGGCGCAAGACAUGAACCAGCUCCUGCGCAUACCGAGUCUGACACCUGA
Molecule: messenger RNA, 369 nt
Organism: Tremella mesenterica DSM 1558
Lineage: Eukaryota; Fungi; Basidiomycota; Tremellomycetes; Tremellales; Tremellaceae
Exons: 2
Coding region: 1-369 (122 amino acids)
Source: RefSeq, a predicted model, not a curated record